Messenger RNA from Nanorana parkeri, 1458 nucleotides. RefSeq names its product partitioning defective 3 homolog B-like. NCBI's taxonomy places the organism in Eukaryota, Metazoa, Chordata, Amphibia, Anura, Dicroglossidae. The record is from RefSeq and is a predicted model, not a curated record. The coding region runs from base 43 to 1458 and encodes 471 amino acids. Gene Ontology annotation, cellular component: cell cortex; apical junction complex; apical plasma membrane. Gene Ontology annotation, molecular function: phosphatidylinositol binding; protein binding. Gene Ontology annotation, biological process: establishment of centrosome localization; establishment or maintenance of epithelial cell apical/basal polarity; microtubule cytoskeleton organization. The transcript has 10 exons.
CAGUUUGUGCUCUCGUCUCACCCAUUGGUAAGGAAGGCAAAGAUGAAAGUGACCGUUUGUUUUGGGAAGACUUGCAUUGUUGUCCCCUGUAAGGAUGGGAAGAUCAGCGUGAGAGAAUUGAUUCAACAAGCUGCACAGAGAUACAUCAAAGCAAAGGAGAAAGAACCAGGAUAUUGGGUGAAGAUCCAUCAUCUAGAAUACAAAGAUGGAGGGAUAUUAGACCCUGAUGAUACUGUAGCAGAUGUUGCUGAAGACAAGGACAAGUUGAUAGCCGUAUUUGAUGAACAUGUGUCCAGUAAAACAGAAGAUGGAGCAACCAUCAUGGAUCGCCUCAGCCCUGACCCCUUUGAAGCAGAACUAGCUCAGCACCCCACAUACCAGCCGCUUCGAGGAGAAAUUGAGGUCACCCCUUCAGCUUUGAAACUUGGAACCCCUCUGCUGGUAAGACGGAGCAGUGACCCAACCAUGGGACCAGUGCCUGAUUUUCACCCAGGUUCUUCUCACACUGCUGAUCAGAGUAUGAAAGGUCCAUCCUCCGUAUCUCCAGAUGGUCAGAAAGAGCUUAGUUGGCAAGAUAACCUUAUGAAAUCACAGAAGCCCAGAUUUAUGUUCAGUGAGUUGACAAGAAAGUUAGAGAUUUCAGGAGACGGAGGACCAUUGGGAAUACAUGUUGUGCCUUUCUAUUCCACUCUUAGUGGACGUGCUUUGGGACUGUACAUUCGUGGAAUUGAGGAGAAUAGCAGGACUAAACGUGAUGGCCUCUUCCAAGAAAAUGAAUGCAUCGUGAAAAUUAACAAUGUGGAACUUGCCGAUAGGUCUUUUACACAGGCACAGGAUAUUUUCAGACAAGCAAUGAAAUAUCCUAGUGUAUUAGUGGAAGUUGUGCCAUCUCAUACCCGUGAGCUUUAUGAGAAAACUGCCAUAUCUGACUUGGCACUGGAAGACGAAGAUGAUGACGUACCUAAUAUAAAACCACCUCCUCCACCUAGCCAUGCAAAGCUAAGUGGGAAGAACAGUGACCACAUUAAUGGUUUGGAUUCUGCACUGUCACUACAGUCAUCAGUAGGCCCAGACCUAACAGGUCAUAGUAGUUCAUACCCUUCACCUCUGGACUUUGGAACUAAGAAAACUACCAAGAUAACAAGGAUUGAUCUGAAAAAGGGUGCAGAUGGGCUUGGAUUCACAGUGGUCACCAGGGACUCCACAUUACAUGGGCCUGGCCCUAUUUUCGUAAAAAAUAUUCUUCCUAAAGGAGCAGCCAUAAAGGAUGGACGAUUGCUGUCUGGAGACCGAAUAGUAGAGGUUAAUGGCAUAGUUAUUGCUGGGAAAACACAAGAGGAGCUUGUGGCCAUGCUAAGGAGUACCAAGCUGGGCGAGACAGUGUCUUUGGUGGUUGCUCGACAGGAAGAAGCUUUCUUACCUCGCGAACUGGUAAUGUCUCUAACACUACAGCCUUGA